UUUCCGCGACGGUGAUUUGAAAUUUGAAUGAGCAGCAUUGGCAACACGAAAAGUCUUUGUAUGGAAAUCGUUUCUCAAUUUAGAUUGACCAGAGUAUCGUCAAAUCCGGGAAGAUGGGCCCUGUUGAGCUCCUGCAUAUGUCCGUGUUCUCUCAGAGUUUCUCUCCCUGUGGCCGUUUCCUUGCAGCGGGUAAUAACUAUGGAGAGAUUGCAGUGUUCAGUCUUUCAGCUGCACUGAGUCCAGAGGCAUCAGAGAGAAGUCAGAAGCCCAUCCUUAACUUCACUGCUCAUGAUGGUCCAGUAUUCUCUCUUCUUUCCACGGACACUCAUCUUCUGAGUACUGGGAAUGGAGAGAUCAGUGCCUGGAGUUGGGCAGAGCUCAUCAAAAAAAAUACCAAAGCUGCUUGGACACGGAAACCCAAUUACGAGACUAGUCUUGAAAUCCCAGAGAUCAAUGCAAUGAUCAUUAAUUCAAAGGACAACAGCUUGAUAAUUGGAGGGGGUGACAAUAACAUUCACAUUAUGGACAUGGAGAGCGGUGUCUUCAAGUCUGUACUGAAGGGCCACACGGACUAUAUACACUGUCUGUCCUUUAGAGAGAGAGAAGGGGAGAUACUCUCUGGUGGGGAGGAUGGUGCUGUGAGGAUAUGGGAUUGUCGGACAAAACAGCCAGUUCACUGUAUUGAAGUUUUCAAAUAUGAGGAAUGUGCACGCCCCCAGUUUGGGAAGUGGAUUAGCUGUCUUGCUACAGACUCUGAUUGGAUGCUCUGUGGUGGAGGACCAUCACUCUCAUUAUGGCACCUUCGUUCCAUGUCCCCCACCUCUGUCUUCCCUCUGUCUGGAUGUCAAAGGGAAGCUGUCUUUUACCAGGAUCUGAUCUUGUCAGUAGGCGAGGGUCCAUAUUUGUCCCAUUGUUUACAUGGAGGCACUGUGAAAGCUCAAAUUCCUUGCACUCCUUCUUCACUCAACACAGUGUCUGUCAAUCUCAAAAACACUGAGCACAGGGUUAUGACAGUAGGGGGCAGUAGUCACCAAAUUGAUGUGUUUACCAACUUCUGCUACAGAGCCUUAUCUCUGUCAUUCUAAACACAUACAUACACUUGUUUUCUAACGGUCCAUCUGAAUUAAUUGAAAAUAAAUGAUUAGUAGAAUCCAGUUACACCAUGUAUUUUGUUUUUAUAAUAAACUAUUUUGGUUUUUUUUCAAUGGUUUUGAAUAUGUGUCUUUUGUAAACACUGAAUCAUGCAUUGUAACUU
Messenger RNA from Xyrauchen texanus (razorback sucker), 1255 nucleotides. RefSeq names its product THO complex subunit 6 homolog. Gene Ontology annotation, molecular function: protein binding. Bases 114 to 1085 code for a protein of 323 amino acids. The record is from RefSeq and is a predicted model, not a curated record. Gene Ontology annotation, cellular component: transcription export complex; THO complex. Gene Ontology annotation, biological process: mRNA export from nucleus. The transcript has 13 exons. Lineage: Eukaryota; Metazoa; Chordata; Actinopteri; Cypriniformes; Catostomidae.